UGGACACAGAAUAAUAUAUUAUUGUUUAAUGACAGUAAAGAGUUUGAAGCUCUAUUAUUUAUAACUUUAUUGAAUGCAGUUGUUAGCCUUAUAUUUUCUUUUAUCUAUGUUUGACUACUCCUUGAAAUCCCCAUUUUUAUUGUAUUUUCUGUCUAUGUUCUUUUAAUUUCUCUAUGUUCGCUAUCUCAUUUCUCUAUGUUGAAAUCCAGUAUGUACGCUAAAACUGAACCUAUAUUUUAUGGAAACUGUAUUUUGUGAAGCACCUUGUUACUCUGGUUUUGAAAGACGCUAUAGAAAGUUUACUUAUAGCAUGCAAGUAAAUUUUGUCAGGUAAAAUCUGGUAUGACCGCACCUUUAUUAACAUAGGAUCUGACCUCAUGCUAUUUCACAGCAUAGCUCCACCCAAAGCUUAAGAUUUAAUCAGCCAGUAUGACUGAAAACACCUGUGGAGGUGAGCUUGGCCUUAAGAUAAAGUUAAAGAUCAUUGAGCUCACCUUUGUUUACCUGGUGCAGUAAAAAUCUGCAUUAAUCCUGCCUAAUGUUUCCCCUGUUUGCAAAACAAGCCUCCUGACAGAAGCAGGUGAUGACGGUCUGUUCGUCUGCCGGCUGGAAAACUCCGCUCUGGCCAUAGAGAAGGAGUCCAGAUUGCUGUUGUAUCAGGACAUGGAGCCAGACCUGGACAACCUCAGCUGCUCUGACAGGCUCUCUAGAGCUCAGUUCAUCAUUUCCCUCAGUCAAGAAGAACACAACCAGACGAUCCCUCAUCAGUCCUCCCCUACAGUCUGGCAGGCCCUGUAUGCUGAUAGAUAUACAUGCCAGGAAAGCGCAGCGAUUCCUUCUCAUGCUGAUCUCACUUUUACCGUCCUGCUGUUCAACGCCGACUCAGCAGGAAACCCUCUGGAUCACUUCAGUGCAGAGGAGGCAGGUCUCCACAGUUUCUACUUCCUCCUGCUGCUGGCCUACUUCAUAGCCUGCUGUAUCUACAUCCAGCCUCUGUACCAGGCUCUGAGGAAAGGAGGUCCCAUGCACACUGUCCUCAAAGUGCUGACCACAGCGCUGGCGUUACAGUGCUGCUCUGCUCUCUGCAACUACAUCCACUUGGCCAGGUACUCCAGAGACGGUGUUGGUAUCCCUCUGAUGGGCAGUCUGGCAGAGUUCUGGGAUAUGGUGUCCCAGGUGUCCAUGCUGUACACGUUACUGAGCCUGUGUAUGGGCUGGACUCUGAGUCGAGGCCGGAAGCCUCAGUCCAGACCUCUGCAGUGGGAACAGUCUCCGGCUUCAACGGCCGUCGCUGUUGGUGGAGUCGUUACACAGGGCGUGCUGCUGCUGUGGGAGCAGUAUUCAGAGUCAGAGAGCGACCAUCACAGCUAUCACGCCCAGCAGAGUCUGGCAGGCCUCCUCCUCAUAGCUCUGAGAGUAGGCCUGGCCCUCCUGCUGGCCUCCGUCCUCUACCAGAUCAUCUCCACUGAGAGGAGCACCCUGAAGAGAGACUUCUACCUCUGCUUCGCCAAGGGAUGCUUCUUGUGGUUCCUCUGUCAUCCCGUCCUCGUCCUCUUGUCUGUUGUCUUCAAUGAUCACCAGAAGGAGAAGGUGGUGACUAUCGGCGUGAUCCUCUGCCAGUCCAUCUCCAUGGUGAUCCUCUACCAGCUCUUCCUGUCUCGUUCUCUCUACUGGGAGGUCUCCUCUCUCUCCUCUGUGUCGCUACCGCUCACCAUGUCCAGGACGAACCACAGGGGGCGCUACUAAGCACGUCCACCAGCUUCACCUGAUCGUCACGGGGAAGGGAGAACGCAGAGGCGUCACCUCCCUUAACCUCCCACCCUGUCAGAAAAGGGAGGGAGCAACGAGAAGAGAGAGGACGAGAAGUGCUGUCACACUGCAGGGACUGUUCUCCUGGGAGAAUAAUAAUGGCCACUAGUGAGCAAGUUAACAGAGAGUGACCAGAGGAAGAUAUUUACAGCAACACCCUACCUCUAGUGACAUAUGAUUUUUGACUGGAUCCAACAUCAACAUUGGAACAGAGCUGCUGAGCAGGAUGAAAGGUAUUUAAUACAGGACCACCUAGAGAAGGGACACAUGGCUUUCAAGUAGUUUCUUGUGCUUUCCAUGACAUGUGCGAUGUCACAAUGAACAGCCAAAGUACGAUUUCAAAACAGACAAACAUUGAGAUUUUAAGGAUGAAUCAGCCGGCAAGGUAGGUGUCAAAGAAUGAAAAGAUUUACCUUGUUGUGUUCAAGGAAACUCCUCCGCAAGGACACAAAUGCAGUCUUUGAUAAUCACACAAAUAGUGGAAUCACAGACUCACUAUUUAGGGAAAUACAAAGUACAGGGGAGCGUUACACCACUGCAGCUGUUUAGAGAUGCAGGGAUUUCAUUUGGAGUACAGACUGGAGUAGUUUGCUAGUACAAAUUACUAAAAGCAUCCCUGUCAUUGAACAUAUCCUCCUCAUUAAUCCAGACUCGGAAGAAAAAUGAGAGAAAAUAGCAGCACACAGUGAGGAAAGUUGUGUCAACAAAUCCCAUGAAAAGACGAAAACCAUCAGUCUCACUACUUUCUGACUUCCUGACCUUGAUUUUUUGUGUUUUAAAUAGUCAUAAAUAUUUAAUUUAAUUUUUAAAAAAGGCUCAAAAAUUUCCCCAAACAGCUGGGCACUGUAGUUUUUAGCAAAGAAAUACUAAAAUAGGAGUAAAUGGUAUAUUUGUUAGGGACUAUUUUCAGCUGCAGAUUAAUACACACUUGGCACUUUAGUGAGUAUUUACGGCAGCAGGACGGUGUGUGUGAGAUUGAGUCAAAAACUACAGUGCCCAUGUUCAUUAUGAUGUCCAUGAUGUGUAAAAA
Molecule: messenger RNA, 2839 nt
Organism: Thunnus maccoyii (southern bluefin tuna)
Lineage: Eukaryota; Metazoa; Chordata; Actinopteri; Scombriformes; Scombridae
Gene: gpr180
Product: G protein-coupled receptor 180
Exons: 10
Coding region: 664-1746 (360 amino acids)
Biological process (GO): G protein-coupled receptor signaling pathway; response to pheromone
Source: RefSeq, a predicted model, not a curated record